This is a messenger RNA of Coprinopsis cinerea okayama7#130, 5349 nucleotides long. Its product is annotated as SHREC complex subunit Mit1. Lineage: Eukaryota; Fungi; Basidiomycota; Agaricomycetes; Agaricales; Psathyrellaceae. The coding region runs from base 1 to 5349 and encodes 1782 amino acids. Gene Ontology annotation, cellular component: nucleus; chromatin. Gene Ontology annotation, molecular function: histone binding; chromatin binding; DNA binding. The transcript has 22 exons. The record is from RefSeq and is a predicted model, not a curated record. Gene Ontology annotation, biological process: negative regulation of transcription by RNA polymerase II; chromatin remodeling.
AUGAAUGAGCCAGAGGCCGAUUCACAAUUGUCUUCUGUUCCGCCAUCUGUUCCCCCAGUGUCCUCCAGUCCCGCCAGGUCAGACAUUCAAGUCGACGACAACGUCCCUGACGACCUGCCAGAGAAGCGAGAGCCCAUACAGUCCAAGCCAAUAGUUCUCGUUCCUUCCUUGUCACCAUCCACAAAGGAGAAGUACAAACCCAGGGAAGAGACGAAUCUCGAGAUGGAGAUGGACAUUGACCUCGACGAGGUCAUUGGGGAAUACAGGGAAGGGAACUCGCUCUACUAUUUUGCUCGUUUUCAGGAAGGGAUCGCGCAUAAAUAUCUGUCUACGGCCUUUGUCAAACGCCAUCCAGAUCUCGUUGAAGCAUACAGUGAGUUCUCAAAUUAUUGGGCCUUUAACAUCAACGAAUGUCCCCCUGUCACAGAAAAGGCCAAAGAGGAGGGCAAGUACGCCGACUUUGAUCCCUCUGCGCAUUACGUGCAUCCCAUGUCCCGAGUUAAAAUGAAGCUCAACAUCUCGCGCGAUAAGGCGACGGUCAGCAUCUCUUCAGCGAGGAGCGUUCGUUCAGACGACGCCAGCGUUCUGUACAUUUCCGACUCUGAGGAAGAGCGAACUACUGGUAGUGGUGCAGAGAGCUACGUUGGCACACCAGGGCCAGCAAGGAGAAGCACUCGUCAAUCGACUAUGAAACAAGGAAAGCUACCGUUCAGUCCCAGGAAGACACGCUCGCAAAAAGUUAUCGCGGUCGACUCGGAUUCUGACGACGAUUCGUCACGUCCAUCCAGGCGGCGGUCAGCUCGACAAAAAGCCACCGUCAAGGUCAACCUCGACUCGGAUUACGAAGAAGAUGAGGAGGGGGACGACUACAGCGAGUAUAGCUACGCCAAACCGUCGAAAGGGAAGAAAGUUGCGGCCAAAGUUCCCAUUCCUUCGUACGGCCAUAUUCGAAAGGUGCAAGACCUCAAAUAUGAUCCCUAUCCCGACGACGAAGAUAAUAUCGCCUUGCGUGCCCAUCGCAACAUUUGCGAAAAGUGUCAUCUCAGGCCUGCACAUAUAUUAUUGCGAAAUUUGAACAAAUCGAAGGGAAAGGGAAAGAAACGCAAGCGUUCACCAGAGGAUGACUUUGAAAUGUCCGAUAGCGAGAGAUUUAACAACCUUGGAGGAUGGGUCCAAUGUCUGAAGUGCCCGGUCGCUGUUCAUUGGCAAUGUUUAGCUGGCACGCAACAAGGCGAAAUCCUCAAGGCGGCGCGAAGUAAAGAUAAAGCGGACUGGGUUGCCAAAGGCGCAGAAGGAAACCCGCCUCGUCGGUCAGGAUUGGACACGGAAGAAGCCACGGAGUUUGUUUGUGCCUCAUGUAACAGGGGCGGUCCUUGCAUGGGCUGUCUGGAAACCGUGCAACAUGUAUCCAGUGUGCCUGAAGCUCAGCCUGACGAGAAUGGCGACGUAGAAAUGACCGAUCCAUCCAAGGAUAAAUUGGAGUUGGCCAGAAUUCUUCUGUUCCGCUGCUUCACUUGCAAACGAUUGGCUCACUACGAGCAUCUCCAGACCCCUCCUUCUCUUGAUCCUGACGCGUCCGUCAGCGAAGUCGCGACCUACUACCAGAACAAGAACUGGCUUUGUGCCGACUGCGUUUCGUUCCGAUACCCUCUUGACAAGAUUCUCGCCUGGAGACCUUAUCCCCCCAAUGCAGCACAGCCCGAGAAUCCAAAUAUCAAAGAUCAACUUCCUCGAGAAUACCUCGUCAAAUGGGCGGAACGCAGCUAUCGGCGUCUUUCAUGGGUCCCUCAUAUGUGGCUCUUGUCAACGAACCAGCAAAAGCUCAAGCAUUUCCUUGCAGGAGGCGCCAAAGUGAACUUACUGAAGGAAAUUCCCGAAGGUCAGGAAGUUGAUGGGUCCGGCGAACCCAAUGAAUUCGAGAUUGGCGCAAAGGAAUCGCGGGCAUCAUCGAGUCAUCCAGGGAGUGUCACUACCCAUGGACCUCUGGACGCGCUACCCGACGCCGAGAAACGGAUACCACCACCCUGGACCACUGUUGACCGCGUACUGGAUUUGGUGUUUUGGGACGACCAAUCUGGCAAGAAGGGCAAAAAGAAGAAAGGGUCGGCUCGCAACUCGAGACGCCAGCAAGUCAUCGAAUCUGAAUCUGAAGGGGAGGACAUGGAGGAAGACGAACCUGAGGAAGUUACGCGUAUUUUCGAGACAGGAGAACUCCUCGAAGACACGCCAACAUUAACAGCGGCCGAGUGGGAAGCUGCAUACGGGGAUAUCGCGGAGAAGGAUAUCGACAAGGUGGUCUAUGCCUUUAUUAAGUGGGAUGACCUGGGAUAUGAUGAAACAUCCUGGGACUCGCCUCCACGCCGCGGCGAACCUGGAUACGAUGCCUUCGCCCGAGCUUUCAAACGUUUCCUGCACUCGAGGACGGUGCUGGUACCGAAAAGAAAGCCCGCUGAGCAAGACAAGUUUGACAACCGACCUUUGAAUGGGUACGGAAAAUACAGGCUGAAGGACCCGGCAGGGUUGGAACUCGGUCAAGAUCCAAGUUUGAAAUUGAUGCCCUUCCAGGUUGAUGGUUUCAACUGGCUCUGCGAUAACUGGUGGAAUCGUCAACCUUGCAUUCUUGCAGAUGAUAUGGGAUUGGGCAAAACGGUGCAAGUUUCGUCCUUCCUCGGUACAGUAGCUACAAAAUGGCAGGCGUAUCCGGCUCUCGUCGUCGUCCCCAACUCCACAAUCACCAAUUGGGUUCGAGAGUUCGAACGCUGGGCUCCGUCACUUAGGGUGGUCCCUUUCUAUGGCGAGAAGAAGGCUCGAGAAGUCAUCAAGCAAUUCGAGCUGUUCCAUGAAAGGGUUCCGGACGGGUAUACCAGCGCCAAAUUUCACGUUCUUGUUACUACAUACGAAGGUAUCACUGGCACUAAGGACUGGGGUGCUGUCUUCAAGCGUCAACCAAGAUGGGAGGUGCUUGUCGUCGACGAAGGUCAACGAUUGAAAAGCGAUAGCAGUCUCUUGUUUAGGAAGCUUAACGAACUCACUAGUGGUCAUCGGGUGAUCAUGACUGGAACUCCCUUGAAUAACAACAUGCGAGAACUGUUCAAUCUCAUGAACUUCCUUGAUCCCGAGGAGUGGAACAAUCUGGAGGAACUAGAGAGACAGUACGAGGAACUAGACGAAGAAUUGGUCAAGCAACUCCACAACCGACUUCGUCCUUACUUCUUGCGUCGCAUCAAGAGUGAAGUGCUGCAGCUCCCGCCCAAGAAUGAGGUCAUUGUCCCUGUCAGUAUGGCACCACUCCAGAAACAAGUGUAUCGCUCUAUUUUGAGUCACAACCUCGACCUUUUGAAGGGUCUGACACAGCCGAACCGGGCUUCCAAUGCUUUGACUAAAGGAAAGCUGAAUAACGUCCUCAUGCAUCUCCGCAAAUGUUUGCAACAUCCCUACCUCUAUGCCGAGGACAUAGAGCCCCAAGGUCUUCCUCCUGACGAGGUGCACCACAAACUAAUCGACGCGAGUGCCAAACUUCGCUUCCUUAAACUGUUAUUGCCGAAGCUGAAAGCUCGAGGACAUCGCGUCUUGUUGUUCAGCCAGGAUGGAAGCACUAAAGGCACGGAGCGCCAGAAAUGCAUGGAUGAAUUCAACAAGCCGAAUUCCGAGUAUUUCAUCUUUCUGUUAACUACCCGCGCUGGCGGUGUUGGAAUCAACCUCUUCACCGCAGACACUGUUAUCAUUUUCGAUCCAGAUUUCAACCCUCAUCAGGAUCUUCAAGCCAUUGCACGAGCGUAUCGAUAUGGUCAAAAAAAUACCUGUCUUGUUUUCAAGCUGAUGGUCAAGGAUUCCGCUGAAGAGCGAAUCAUGCAGAUUGGAAAGAAAAAGCUCGUUUUGGAUCACUUAAUUGUGCAGAAGAUGGAUGACGACGAAGAUUCACCCGGAGAGAAUAUACAGUCGAUCCUGACGUACGGUGCACAAGCGUUGUUCGAUGAACAGGAAUCCGCCCAGUCUAAGGAUAUCACCUACUCUGAGCAGGACAUCGAAAAGCUCAUCGAGAAGACCGAGACGGAAGGCGAGCAGACUGAAGGCCCCAAGGAGGGAGGAAUGUCCUUUUCGUUCGCCAAAGUCUGGGCAACGGACAGGAAUGCUCUCGAUGAAGUCGGCGACGAGGAUCAAGUGGAUUCGUGGGCACUGACUUUGGAGAUGAUUAACAAGGAGCGAGAAAAGGAGAGGGCACUUGAACAGGCGCUCUCCGGCCGUGGUGCUCGACGGAAAGCCGCCGAUGUCGCAAAGACCAAGAUGGUGGCCCAGGAUUCAUUCACGAACGACUCCCCUGUCAAGCACAAGAAGGGUUCGUCUGUCGUCGACCUCGACUUUGAGGAUAACGAUUCUAUCGCGAGCGAGAGCACAUCCCACGUAUCAAUAAGAUCGGACGAUGAAGACUUUGCUAUGGACAUAGACAAGCCAAAGAAGAAGUCCCGACGACGUCCAAGCGCUGUUGUUCAUCUGGAAGACAUUCCCGACGUUGCUAGGCAAGACCUUCUAGAUUGUGGCCUAUGUGGCGGAAAACAUGGAAUCAAGCAGUGCUUGAUGACGGACAAUUCGGAAAAUCUUGCGGAAUACCGAAUGAUGUUGAUUUACCAUGCUGACGAUGAGCCCUACGAAGAACGGUAUGCUGCUGUUAGAGCCAUCGACGAACUUCUCAACUCCAGAGGACAGCUUCGUCUGAUUCAAGGACAACCUCUGCACCCCCUUCCAAAGGAAGUCACUAUCCCGCCUACAAAGAAGCCCAAGCAAGCAGCCGACGCUGCGAAGGAGUACAUAAAGAAGCAAAAGGCUGGACAGGUACAUCAACCCACACUGGCUGACUAUCGAGGGGGAAGUGAAGAAAUCGAGGUGGUCCGGAGCUUCAGGACAGUAGACAAGAAUAACGCGGUUGCAGGGCCGUCCCGCCCUCGACCCGCCCUUCCAGCAGCAGUUCCCACUGCAACACAGUCUGCACCAGUGACAACCGCGACCCCUCAACAACUCCCACCGCAACAUGUAGCGAAUUCCUCAAGUAAGCAAAGCACUUUCAGACACGGACAGGGUACAGCACCGCUUGGAGGAGUGUUGCCCGCUGCCGGGCCUUCAAACUCGAGUGUGAAUGGGACCAGCAAUCAGGCCCAGACUCGACCACACGCAUGUCGCCUAUGCAAUCGUGUACCCAGUCACAAACUAAAGGAGUGUCCGAGGGUGAAGGGCAAGUCACCGGCCGAGCUCAGAGAUCUUAUUCAAACAUUGGAAAAUGGGGGUAACCCUUUGCAUGUCGACAUCGCAUUCGUUCUCAAAGCGCACCUUCAAAAAGCGGAGAAGAAGACCUAA